Molecule: messenger RNA, 2980 nt
Organism: Chlamydomonas reinhardtii
Lineage: Eukaryota; Viridiplantae; Chlorophyta; Chlorophyceae; Chlamydomonadales; Chlamydomonadaceae
Exons: 5
Coding region: 60-2720 (886 amino acids)
Source: RefSeq, a predicted model, not a curated record
GUCAAGCAGUCAUGCUGACGGACGACCCCCGGCUGGGUGAGGCCCCGGCGCGAGGGCAAAUGGCGGGACCAUUGGGCCGCGCCGGAUCAAACGCGCCCGCCGACUGGACCUGCGAGUCAUGCACCUUCAUCAACAGCCACGUGCUUCACUGCGAGAUGUGCAGUGCGCCGCGGUUUGUCGCGGCAGCGGGUCCCCCCGGUGUCGGGGCCAAGCCCGGCGAGACCCAGCCAGUCCCCGCCCCCGCCCCCGACGUUGUUGACCUGCUAGACAGCGACGACGAGGGCGCUGCCGCCGCCCCUCGCGUUGAUCCAAAGCAAGCGUUGACUGGUCGCGGCGGCGGCGCAAGCGGCGGCGCCAGCGGUCGUCGCGCUGCCGCGCUGGCACCUGCGGGCGGUGAGGACGAUGUGGUUUGUAUGACCGAGGUGGCCGCGCCGGCACCGGCACGAGCAGCGGCGGCAGCGAGGCCAGCAGCGACGGUCAAGCCAGUAUCAGGCAUAUCAACAGGCGCUGUUAAUAGGGGCGAGGACGACGAAGUUGUUAUCAUCGAUGAGCAUGGCGGCGAGGGUGUGGCAGCCGGCAGGGGCCCGCCGCGGGGCGCCGGUGUCAAGAAGGAGUGUAUGGACCUUGUGUCGGGGGCCGCGGCCGGCAGCAGCGGAGGCAUAGCCGGCGGCAGUAGCAGCUCGAUGCGUGCCCGGGGCGAGGGGGGCUCAGGCGUGGCGGCGUCGGGGCAACGGGGAGGCAACCGAGUGUCGCUGGGGGCCUCCAAAUCCGGCCAUGAGUUGUACACGCUGGACAGCUGCGGCUGUACCGUGCCGCUGCACAGCCUGGCGGCGCAGCUACUGCCGCCUCUCGAAGCUGCUGCUGCCGCCGUCGCCGCCGCGGCGGCCGUUACAAACGGCAAUGCCCCAGCGAACGGCAGUGGCAAGCCGGCAGCAGCGGCGGCGGCGGCAGCUGCGUCGUUGCUACAGCUGGCGGCGCCGCUGGUGUGUCCCGCGCCGGGCUGCGGCCGCUGCCUUAGCAGCCGCGAUGUACGGCUGCUGCUGGGGCCGUACGGAUCUGCCGUACUGUUCAGGGCGCUGUGCACGGGCGUACGGCAAGAGGUAAAGGCGGCGAAGGCGGCGGAGCGGGCGCUGCUGGCGGCGGCGAAGGCGGCGGCGGCGGGCAAGGAUGCAGCAGCGGCAGGGGGAGCUGCGGCUGCUCUUGGGGCAGCGGGGGCGAAUGAUGAAGCCGACAGUGCGCUGCAGGCGGAGGAGCAGGAGGAGGAGCAGCAGCAGCGUGGCGGGCGGCGCGGCGGGCGGCGCAGGAAGAGCAGCCGCGGUGGUGCAGGCGGCGGCGGCGGCGGCAGGGGUGCCGGCGGCAGUGCCGGCGCGGCGUCGGGGCCAGGAAACGGCGGCGGCGGCGGGAGUGGCGGCUCCUCAGCAGAUGCCAACCAGCCGGUGCGGCUGCUGCAGCUGGCGCCCUGCUGCCCUGGUUGCCGCAAACGCAUGCUUCCCGCCGCCGCUUUGUCGGAGGCCGCGUUAGCAGCUCUGGAGCCCGGGCGCCUCAGCGCGCUGCUACAGCCGCCGGCGUCAAGCGCGUCGGCAGUAGCACCGAUGGUCAUAGACGGGGCGGGGGAGGCUGGCGGCGCCAGCGGCGGCGGCGCCGCAGCCGCGGGCGGCAGUGGCGGGCUGCCGGCGGCGGCGGCGGUAUUCGAGCUGGGUCCUCUUCGAUCUGCGCUGGCGGCUCGAGGCCUAACACCCAAGUCACUCCCGCCGCCGCCGCCGCCGCCGGCAACAACCCGCGGCGGUCGGGCUCAGCAGCAGCAGAGGCAUCAACAGGCAGGUCAGGCGGGCAUGGGAUCCGGGUCGGAUCCGGAUCAGGCGCAGGCGCAGGCGCAGCGGGUUGAGCUGGCGAUGCAGCUGCGUGCGGCGGUGGGGCCACGGUGCGCCUUCCUGUGCGCCGCCUGCCCCCGCACCCUGCAGGAGCCGCCGGGCGCGGGGCAGGGGCGGGAGCAGGCAGAGGAAGCGGCGGCGGAGCUGCCGAAUCGCGCACGCAGAGAGGCUCUGCAAGCGGAGGCGGCGGAGGCGGCCCUCGCGCUGCAGCUGCUGCGGCGAGUGCGGGCGGUGCUGCUGGGUGCGCGGGACGAGGACGAGGAGGAGGAGGUGGAGGAGGGCGCGGGGGCAGCAGGAGGCGAGGGCGGCGGCGGCGCGGCCGGACGUGGGGGAUUGAAGGGCCAGGGCCACGCAGGCGGCAAGUCAGGCGGAGGAGGCAAGCGUGGCCGCAGCGGCGGCAGCGGCGGCAGUGGCGGCGGCGGCGGCGGCGGCGGCUCGGGGGCGUGGGCCAAGGGUGUGGGGUACGGCGGCAGCGAGCUCCAGUACUACUACCAGUACGGCGGCGGCGGGCGCAGGGGCGGCGGCGGGGCAUUGGGCGGCACAAGCGAGGCGGCGCGGGAGGCGGCGCGGCAGCGGCAGCAGCGGGCCGACGACGAGGUCCGGACAUGCCUGGCAGCCCUCUCGCAGCUCAUCUCCGCCUCCCUUGCCGCCGGCUCCGGCGGCGCUGGGGCCCGGGGUCAGGGCGCGGCAACCGGUGGCGGCGGCGGCGGCGGCGGCGGCGGCGGCGGCGGGUUGGGUCUGGCUAGUCCGCCGCCGGUGCUGCUGGCGGUGCUGCAGUGCGGCGGCCUGCCGUACGUGCUGCGGCUGCUGCUGCAGAACGACUCCAUGUUGAACAUGGCGCAGCGCUAGAGCCUCCACGGCGCCGCCUUCGACUCUACAUGGGUGGGUGGGUGGGUGGCGUAGUUCAUUCCAGAACCCAAAGCAAGCCAACCGAGUAUACCGAACCCAGGCGGGGCAGAGGGGGGAGGGCGGGUUUGGAGGUGACGGGGUUUGGCCACACGACACACGCCACGGGUGGCUGCCGCGAGGGGCACCAUGCUCACACUUGUUCACUGCUGUUGUGUCAGAGCAGGGCUGUGCACGGGUAAUGAGGAACUAAUUUGCCCAAA